GUUAGGGGCGCGCGCGCAAGAGACAGAGAAAGAGAGAGAGCGAGAAGGAAAAAGAGAGGAAGUAGCAGCGUCGACGGGGAAGGCGAGAGGAACGUAAGAGACGGCAGAGGAGGUCUCGUUCAGGAGAGAGACGACAAAUACGCUCGGGAAUGUAUUGACCGACGGUCGAACGUUGCUCGAUUUUUGAUAAAUUCGCCGGUCGUCGAUCGCCGCGAACUGGCCGAUCUUCGCGAACGGCAAACCCGACCAAGCGAAACUUGAGAUACCGAACGAUCGUCGGUCGCUCGCCGAUGGUAGAAAACGCGAGUUUUUCGUUAACGGAUCGGUCAAUAGUUUCGCGUCGGUCCCGUUGGAAGGACGAAGAGAGGAGCGGCGGCACGAGCGAAAGCCGCGAACGACGAGAGAGAGAAAGACAGCUACGAGACUGGGUGAACGAGAGAGUGAGGGCAAAAGGGAUACUCCACGAUAAAAUUCGCAUUAAAGGAAAAACAGACAUAAAGGAUCUUCUAGGACCUGCGAAAUCCCUGGAAGGAACAAAGGUGCUACCUGAAGACCAUAAAUGUCACUCGGGAAGUAAAGACUCGGAAGUCAAUUGGAUUUUAAGUAAUGCUUCAACGGUCACAGUCGGGGUUGUUGUACUUUUACGACUGCCGCAGGGCAAGUUACGUUUCGCGAGUCAGUUUAAGCGUCCUGUCGUAAAUUUUAUUUGCCAUAAUGAAUCCGUCAAUUCGGACGAGGUUCAUCAGUCAACGUGCAUUGGUCAAGGUUGGAGCGUCACUUCGAGAAAAUCAAUUUGCGAACGCGAUACAGAUUGA
This is a messenger RNA of Frieseomelitta varia, 815 nucleotides long. RefSeq lists its product as uncharacterized. The transcript is spliced from 3 exons. The record is from RefSeq and is a predicted model, not a curated record. NCBI's taxonomy places the organism in Eukaryota, Metazoa, Arthropoda, Insecta, Hymenoptera, Apidae. The coding region runs from base 291 to 815 and encodes 174 amino acids.